AUGAGGCGUGGGACACAGGAUGGGAAGUACAUCACGCUGAACGCGUUGGGCGAACGGUUGGACAAGGAGGCCUUAACGAACCCGGCCAUCGAGGUGCAGCCCUCGCCCAACCGAGACUACUUCGAGAUCCGAGGGCGCGGGGAGAUGCAACUGGGGAUCCUCAUCGAGGAGAUGCGACGUGAGGGCUACGAGAUGUCCCUCUCCCCGCCCACGGUGGUGAAGAGCCAAGGCGAGGAUGGCACCAUCCUGGAGCCCUGGGAGGAUGUGCAGAUCGAGGUGGACUUGAGUCACGGCAGUCAAGUGAUGGAGCGCAUGUCCGUGCGCGGAGCGAAGGUCCAGGACAUGAACACCGUGGGCGAUCGCCAGACGAUCAAACUGGAGGCCUCCACCUCUUCGAUGCUGGGCCUCCGAAGUUGGUUGAAGGAGAUUACUGGUGGGACUGCUACAGUCGUGUCAGACUUCAAGGACAUGAGGCCGCAGGGCCCCAAGCCGCCGAAAGAUAGGAGCGGGGUGUUGGUGGCCAACACUGCUGGGACAGCUACCAGCGUGGACCUGGGGAAGGCUGCUCGCCUGGGAAAGCUCUUCAUUGCGGAAGGCAUCGAAGUGUACCCAGGAAUGAUCUUCGGCGAGAACAAUGGCAUGAAUGACAUUGACACCAACAUCGCCAGGAAGCACGACGGAUACCAGACGGCCGCCAACUUUCAGACGGCUGAGAAGCGGCUGGAGGAGGCCCUAAGCUACAUCUUGGACGAUGAGAAGCUGGAGGUCACCCCCAAGCGGAUUGCCAUGCGCAAGGCCAUCCUGGAUGCCAACGAGCGCCGGAUCGCCGCCAAGGCGGGAAAACGAAGGCUGCCUCCAAGCGAUGAGGAGGGGAUGUGCCGUUGGGACGCGCGGAGGGGGCGCUUCCCUCCGCGGAUUGGGCGUCCCGCGGUGGGGAGGAGAUGGAUCGCCUCCCAUUUCUCGGCGGCCGCCCCGCGAAGCGGCGCGUGCCGGUGGGCUUGGCUAGGGGCCGAGAUCGGUGCGUCGGGAAAUCUGGUGCCGGCGGUGGCAAAUGCGGGAUCCAUCCUGCGUGAACGCCUCUCCACAUCCGUCGUCUGCAAACUCUCGAAUUCCGAUGCAAACUUCGCUGUGAGCCGGCUCGGUCCGAGGGCAGACGGCCUGGCCAUGGAGUCCACCCGACCCAAGCAUCACCUGGGCAUCCGCUGCGAUGCAGCUGCUGCUUGGGAGCGUGAGCGGGAGCAGCAUUCGGAGGCCUAUUUCGCGGCACAGCUGGCGCAGAGGAGACGAAUACAUGCGGCUUGCUUCAAGCUCCAAAGGUGGUGGAAACAGGAACUGCUGCGCCGCAAGCUCGUCUAUGAAAAUAUGAUGGAUGCGAUGCAACUCCUUCGGGAUUUGGCCGCCAUCAAAGUGCAAAGCUGGUGGAGGGCACGGCAGGGCCUGCCGCCGUUCACGGCGCCCUCGGCGCCGGGCUCGCCCGGGGCACCGCUGUUGGCGCCCGGGGUGGAACGGCGUGCGCUUCGAGUACAUGGAGAGGCUGCUCACGGAGGCGGUUGAGGCAGCCGGUACCGUCACCCGCCGUGGAACCACGAGUACCGGCAGCGGUCCCGUGGGGCGGGUCCGCUGUACCUAGCCAGGCUGGAUGAUCUGGAAGAGUACUUCUUCUCUGAUGCUAGUAGAUGAGAGGAUGAGCCGUCCCCAAGACAGGUGUUGCAUUUAUGGUUGCGGGAAUGAACCCUUCGA
Molecule: messenger RNA, 1740 nt
Organism: Durusdinium trenchii
Lineage: Eukaryota; Dinophyceae; Suessiales; Symbiodiniaceae
Source: the annotation of a GenBank genome assembly